AUUUCCUCAAUUUUAGGGUGGCAAAAGCUCAAGUAUUCUAGAUUCUUCCAUACCAGAACCCUCCAGAGCAGCCUCCACCCACCUUCUCUAUUUUUUUCUCCGUCUCUCUCUCUCUAAUCUUCCGAUACUUUCUCUAGCUAAAGCUCUCCAGAACUUUCCCUCUCAAACCUAGGCCUCAGCUCAUCAAUGGCGAAGUACGGAGAAGGCGACAAGCGGUGGAUCGUUGAAGACAGACCCGACGGCGCCAACGUCCAUAACUGGCACUGGGCGGAGAAAAACUGUCUCGAAUGGUCUCGAACUCUCCUCUCGAAGCUCCUCUCCGAGCUGACCAUUCUCGACGGAGAAGGCAAUCUGUACAUCAAGACCAAGACCCUUGAAAAGCUUGAAGGGGAAGCCUACGUCAAUGUCAGGAAAGGGAAGAUCAUACCUGGAUACGAAAUCGCAUUGACGCUUUCUUGGGAGGGUGAGGCCAAGGACCCAGAUGGCAAAUCUGUGAUUAAAUGCGAUGGGACUGUGGAGAUUCCCUAUAUAGCUGAUGAGAAUGCGGAUGAGGACCCAGAGGUGAAGAUUUUGGUGAAGGACGAGGGACCGUUGGGGAAGAGGUUGAAAGAGGCUAUGGUGGCAAAGGGGAAGCCCGUGAUUUUGGAAAAGGUUAGGGUUUAUGUGCAGAGCAUGGCGAAGGGAGGUCCGGCGAAGGAUGAAUUGGAGGUGAAGAAGGCACCUGGGAGCGCUGCUAAAUCGUCGGUGUCGUCUGCGGCGGCUGCGUCAAAUGUUGGGGCGCAGAAAGAGGUGAAGAAAGAGGAGAAGAAGGGGUUCAAGACAAUAACGUUGACGGAGAAGUUCAGUUGUAGGGCGAAAGAUAUGUUUGAGAUAAUGAUGGAUGAGAAUAGGUGGAAAGGGUUUACGCAGAGUAAUGCGAAGAUAAGCAAAGAGGUCGGUGGGGAGAUUAGCAUUUUUGAUGGAUCGGUCACAGGGGUGAACAUGGAGUUGGUUGAAGGGAAGUUGAUUGUUCAGAAAUGGAGGUUUGGGAGCUGGCCUGAUGGUGUUAAUUCUACCGUGCGAAUUGCUUUUGAUGAGCCUGAACCGGGGUUGACUGUUGUUAAACUGACGCAGACUGGUAUUCCUGAGGAAGAUAGAUAUGGGAAUGCAACAGUGGUAGAGAACACUGAAAGAGGGUGGAGGGAUCUCAUUUUCCACAAGAUAAGAGCAGUGUUUGGUUUUGGAAUAUGAAUUUUUUUUUUAUGGAAAAGACUAAGUGUAGAAUCCUAUCAAUUUCAUGUUUUGGAUCUGGAAAUUGCUUUUACAUUGGGAAAAUUGUGGAUGCUAGUUUUCUGUUGCUCCAUUUUGUUAAAAGUCUUCCCUAGACUGAUUGUCAUGCUUCUGAUGUUAUGAAAUAACUAAAAUCACUGUUGGAACCAAUAAGGUUUGAUACGAGUGAGAUAGUGUGUGGCUUAUUGAGUUCA
Molecule: messenger RNA, 1463 nt
Organism: Vitis vinifera (wine grape)
Lineage: Eukaryota; Viridiplantae; Streptophyta; Magnoliopsida; Vitales; Vitaceae
Exons: 3
Coding region: 187-1230 (347 amino acids)
Biological process (GO): protein folding; positive regulation of ATP-dependent activity
Cellular component (GO): cytosol
Molecular function (GO): protein-folding chaperone binding; ATPase activator activity
Source: RefSeq, a predicted model, not a curated record